Molecule: messenger RNA, 822 nt
Organism: Salvelinus sp. IW2-2015
Lineage: Eukaryota; Metazoa; Chordata; Actinopteri; Salmoniformes; Salmonidae
Source: RefSeq, a predicted model, not a curated record
AUCCAUGAACCGGAAGUACUUAUUUAUUCUUGCCUGCUUCACAGCGGUAAAUUUGACAACAAGCCCUAGCUAGCUACGUGUAUUUCAGGAAGAUAUUUUGUUCCCGAUAAUCUUCAAACAAUGACUAAAUUACAAUAUCUGAAUGUGUAUCUAACUGAGCGUUUGAUGCAAGCUGCCGAGGAGAUACUUGGAGUGGUCGGAGACACGAUCUCCGAAUACCAGGAAGAAAUAACCCGGACAAAGAGAGAGAACCAAUACCUGAAACGACACUUGAUCACACCGGCUCCUCAGCCCAUUGUCUCUUGGGUCUCAGAGCAGCAAACUCCCUCUGAGCAACAGCACUGUGAGCAGGAGUGGAGCCCCAGUCUGGGGCAGGAGGACACAGAGCACACCCAGUUAUUUAAACAGGAACAGGGUGAACUCAGGACCCGUCAGGAGUGUAGAGCAGAUUCAAGGGCGUUGGCUGAUACCAAAGAAGACUCCAUAAUCAUUCCUCCCUGUGUGAAAAGUGACUGUGAUCAGGAGCCACCUCAGCCCCACACAUCUUCCCCAAAACUGUGGAGAACAGAGAGAAGAGACUCUCUUUUGACCAACACAACUGACCAGAUCAAAACAGAACCUGAUGGAGAGGGCUAUGGAGUAUCACUAUCAGAACCAACCAGUGACUCCCUCAGUCUCAGCCUCUCUCUUGCAGUAAAUCAGACUGUUCUAGAACACAGAGUGAGAACACUGACAGUGUUACUAUGUUUCGAGAGAUCCAGAAAGGAGACCAGAGGACACACAGACACACUCAUGUACUCAGUGUGGUGCCGUGUUCUGUGA